Rhododendron vialii is the source of this 1588-nucleotide messenger RNA. Its product is annotated as choline monooxygenase, chloroplastic. The coding region runs from base 128 to 1417 and encodes 429 amino acids. NCBI's taxonomy places the organism in Eukaryota, Viridiplantae, Streptophyta, Magnoliopsida, Ericales, Ericaceae. Gene Ontology annotation, molecular function: iron ion binding; 2 iron, 2 sulfur cluster binding. The record is from RefSeq and is a predicted model, not a curated record. The transcript has 10 exons.
GUAAAUUAGUUGAAACAAUAAAAAUGUCCAAAAGGGGGGGGGGGCUGUGGGGGCCCUGGCCUCUACCCAUGCUACUAACUACCAAAACCGCCGAUCACCCAACUCUUUGUCCAUUACCAAGUUUGCCAUGGCGUUGACUCUGAAACCCAACACUUUCCACCUCCUUCAAUCUCGUAAACCCGCUAACCCAAACCGCCGAUUGCCCAACUCAAGCUUUAGUCCAAUUCAAUCUCCCAAUAGAACUUUCAUUUCCUCUUCCUACAAUCCCAACUUUUCUUCUUCUUCUUCUUCAAUUGAAGCUCUGGACGAAGCUCGAAGACUGGCCCACGAAUUCGAUCCCAAAAUCCCUCUCCAAGAAGCCCUCACGCCACCUAGUUCCUGGUACACCCACCCUUGCUUUCUCUCUCUUGAAUUCGAUCGCGUCUUCUUCCGAGGCUGGCAGGCUGUUGGAUGUACGGAUCAGAUAAAAGAAUCUGGUUGUUUUUUCACUGGCAGGUUGGGAAAUGUAGAGUAUGUGGUAUGCCGGGGUGAUAAUGGUGAUGUUCAUGCCUUUCACAAUGUGUGUCGCCAUCAUGCCUCUCUUCUUGCCUUUGGAAGUGGGAAAAAAUCUUGCUUUGUGUGCCCCUAUCAUGGUUGGACUUAUGGGUUGGAUGGAGCACUUCUAAAGGCAACUAGAAUAACAGGAAUACAGAACUUCAAUGUUAAUGAAUUUGGACUUAAGCCGCUGAAAGUAGCUAUUUGGGGACCAUUUGUCCUGCUCAACAUGGAACAGAGUUCUUCUCAACAAGGAGCUGAUGGAAAAGCUGUAGCAAAUGAAUGGCUAGGUAGCUCGUCAGAGAUACUGAGUACAAAUGGAGUUGACUCUUCCCUGAGUUAUGUUUGCAGACGAGAAUACACCAUUGAAUGUAACUGGAAGGUUUUUUGUGACAACUACUUGGAUGGUGGUUAUCAUGUUCCAUAUGCACACAAGGGUCUUGCUUCUGGUCUUAAGCUCAACUCCUAUUCUACAACAGUAUUUGAGAAAGUUAGCAUCCAACGAUGUGGCAGCGGUUCAGCGGAAACUGAAGAUAAGAUUGAUCGACUUGGAUCUGAAGCACUAUAUGCUUUCAUUUAUCCAAAUUUCAUGAUUAAUCGGUAUGGACCUUGGAUGGACACCAAUCUAGUACUUCCACUAGGACCCAGAAAAUGUCAAGUUAUAUUUGACUAUUUUCUUGAUCCUUCCCUUAAGGAUGACAAAGCUUUCAUAGAGAGAAGUCUAGAAGAGAGUGAGAGAGUGCAGAUGGAAGAUAUCAUGUUGAGUGAAUCUGUUCAGAAGGGCCUUGAAUCACCAGCGUACUCUACCGGAAGAUAUGCCCCAUCUGUGGAGGAAGCCAUGCACCACUUCCACCAUCUGCUGUAUGAAAACCUUACAAAUUGACUGCUUUUUCUAGUUAAUGUAAAUUUCCAGUUGAUAACCAACUUUCAGGUUUCUGCCUCUUUGCCCAUAUUCCUGUGUACUAUCAUAUCUAUCCAUUGGAUACUGUGUUUUGGGGGAUACUGUUUCUCAUGCUCUUAAUGCUUUAUUAAGAUGUGUCUACGAUUUUGAGUC